This is a messenger RNA of Coccinella septempunctata (seven-spotted ladybird), 2339 nucleotides long. It is a transcript of the gene Pep, whose product is annotated as zinc finger protein on ecdysone puffs. Gene Ontology annotation, molecular function: nucleic acid binding; zinc ion binding. Gene Ontology annotation, cellular component: nucleus. The record is from RefSeq and is a predicted model, not a curated record. Lineage: Eukaryota; Metazoa; Arthropoda; Insecta; Coleoptera; Coccinellidae. The transcript is spliced from 6 exons. The coding region runs from base 173 to 1972 and encodes 599 amino acids.
CCACUCCACCCACAAUCCACCAUUUUGCCGGUGUUGUGUCUUGUGUCAAACGAAGCUUGGUGAAAUUUGGGCGUCGUUAGUAUUUCUAUUUCCUAAUAUUUACUCAGCCUAUUGUUCUUUGACGUGCAUUAUUUGUGAAUUCUUUGUUUGAGUGGUAAACAAUUCACUAGCCAUGGCUAACAGAAGACUUAUGGGAAUGGGCAAUAGAAGCGGCAAUCGCUCUUUUUCUCAACAGCCGUUUCAAGGAAACGUUAAUCCUUGGCAAGGGAAUAUGUCCAAUGAUAUGAAUCAGGGCUUCAUGAAUCAAUUAUCAAACCCCCAACAGCUUGCUCUUGCUCUUAGUAGUCUACUGCAGCCACAGCAGCAACCAAUGAAUAAUCCACCGUCAUUACUCUCGUUAAAUGCUGCACCUGCUUAUAACCAAGAUAGAGAUCUUGGUCGAUUUGGCAAUAGAGGUCGGUCUGAUUUCAGACGCCCAGAGCCUUAUAACAAGAAUAAUCGCGGUGGCGGAUGGCGUGAUCAGGGUCGCAACCGCAACAGAAACCAGAACAGGAACAAAACCAGCACCCCCAAGAAGGUAGAGGAGAAGAAGAAGGAGGAGAAAAAACCAAAUGAUUCCAUCGACUUAUCCACCGAAGAAGGUGAAGAUGAAAAGAAGAGGGAUUGGAAGGAGGAGAAGAACAAAACUGAAGAUACCCAAGAUCAAGAGAUGAAAGACGACUCCGCUGUUGACGACGAUGCUAAGAAGAAUAAGGACAAGGAGGGAAAAUAUUGCGGCAUUCCUCAACACUUGUUGCACUGCUUUGUUUGCAGUAAAGAUAUGUGGGAUGGAGAAAGUUUUCAGAAGCAUGUUAGAGGCAGGGCACACAAGCAGAUGCUGGACAGUCUAGAGGAAAGUAUGAGCAUCACCGUUGGCAUUCUUCGAGAGAACAUGCGUCUGGCCGAGGAAAAGAAACUUAUCGAGUUGAACAGGAUGCAGCGUUUGAACAAGAAACCCAGUCGCAAAUUCAGCGAUGUGGAGAGUCACUGUAACAUGUGCGACUUCAAGUUCCUCGGCAAGAUUAUGGCCCAUAGGAAGAGCGAAGGCCAUCAGAGACUCAAACGCUUCUUGCACCCAAAUUGUAACAUGUGCAGCAAGGAGUUCCCGUCUCGCAUGGAAUGGGUCGAGCACAGGUUGAGUCCCGAGCAUCUGCGAGAACUCGCCAAGUUCAUGGAGGAAAACAACAAAGCCGACGGCGCGGUGGUUGUCAAGGAGGACGAGAGCGAGUUCGAUCUGGAGCCCUUGAUGGAAGAGGUGACCGAACAGGAAGACGAUUUCCCCAUUUUGGAAAUGGACGACGAUCUUCACGAUCUGCAGAAUAGAAUUCCAGCUUAUCGUAAGACGAGGCUGUUGGGAUCCAAGUCUUUGAUACCUUUUACCGGGUUCAUGUGCCAGGUUUGCAACACCACCUUCGUUUCCGAGGAAUUUUCUCAGAACCACUUGAAAUCUAAGAAGCAUUAUCUGAAGUUUGUUGAGGCAGUUAAAAAUAAGUACCAAAAACAAUUACAAGAGGAGAAAGAAAAGGAAAAGGUUGAGAAAGAAAAGAAAGAAGAGGAAUCAGAAGUGAAAAAAGAAGAUGAAGGAGAAGAAGAGGGCGAUGCUGACGGUGAAGAAGAAGCGGAGGAUGGUAAUGAAGAGAACACUGAAAAUUCACAAGACGCUAUUGAGUCUGAAAUGUAUGAUCCAGAGGAGGCCUGCACUGAAGAAGCAGAAAAAGAUAAAGAGGAUUCUAAACAAAAUGGUGAUGACGAUGCACCUGCUGCUGUUGAGGUAAAAGAGGAGAAGGAAGAAGAAGUAAAAGAACAAAAUACUUCAGUCAGCGAGGAAAAACCAAAACCUGCUGGACAGCCUACAACUCCAAGGCCAAAAAGACAAGUGGCUACUAAUGUCAAAAAUGGGGCUGGUCCAAAAAGCAAAAAAGCUAAAAAAUAAAUGGGGGGCAUUAAUGGAUUAAGGUAGAUCAAUAGAUGUCAUUUCAUCUCACAAUCCCUGUUUUGCCUUUGUUUGAAAACUACAUAAUUUUAUAGGUGUAUUCUUUAUCUAUAAUUUGGAAAUAUAAAAUAUUAUUUUAUCGAAUCAAAAUUAUAAAUUGAUUCGAAUAAUUGAUUAUUUUCCUUUGGUGAAAAUAUGCUCCAAUUUUAUUUACCAAAUUAGGCAACAUGUUUUAGGCGCACAGCUUGAAACAAUAAAUUAUACGUAGUAUAUUACAAAUAUAAUCGUUUUUUACUGUAGAGUAUUUGUAAAAUUGACACUGUAUUCUGCUUGAUUAUUCCUGUGUAAUAAAUAUAUUUGAAACCUA